CGUGAUGAGACGAAGUGGGUUGACAUAAUUAUUUAUUUGGGAAUUUGGUUCCAUUCCGGUAGAAGCGGAGACCAGAAUUCGAAUUAGGAGUUAGGAGGGAAAGAGAGUUGGGAGUUUGGUGUAUGGGCGGGCUAUGGCGAACCUGUCGAGCCUUCUACACAAACUUCGAGAGCGCAUAGCAAGGCAACCCAACCACCAAAACGACGACGAUUUGAAGGCCCUUUUCCGCGACGUUCUUCCCAAUCUCCUCCGCACCUAUGUCGUCCCCUCCGCAGACAAACACAGAGAGGUGGUUGCCAUACUUAAACUCUCCGCACAUGUCGCCAACAACUUUCCGGGAGUGUUUUAUCACGGCAAGCCUUCCGCCGUGUUGCCGGUCAUUGCUCGCAUAUUGCCCUUCUUUGCUGAAUCCGCAUUUAAGGCUCAACAUGGGGUGAUUUUUGAAACGGUUGUAUCCCUGUUGUCACUGCUUCGUACGGGGGAUCGAGAUGCUUACAGGCUAUUCUUUAUGGAUGCAAUGUUGUUGGUUGAAGAUCUUGUGGAUGUGGCUUUGGUCUGUGAAAGGCAAUGCUAUAAAGGAUCAAGAAAAGUAUCUUUGAAGUGUUUCACCGAAUCUUUUUCUGGAGCUUGGGAUGAACCAUCCGCUCUCUGUGAUCUUCCCCAGUGCUGUAAAGCAGAUGAUAGCUAUGGCAUUUUGAUUAAUCUGACUGGGAAUGAAAGAUGUCAACUUUUUGCUUCUUUUGCUAUCAAGGUGCUUUCUAAAUGUUUAACUGAAGGAACUCUAUAUGUUGAAGGACUCUUGAAUACCUCUUGUGUCCUGGCCAUCUGCAAGCUUUUGUGCUAUGGAGAUGCUGAUCUGCACAUGGUAUGCUUUGACUUUGUGCACCUUGUUGGAGCCAUGAGUUAUGAAAUUGUUCCUGCUGAAAGGUUAAUACAACUGAUAACAAUUAUAUUACAUGAAGGCAAGGGGGAACUUCCAGUCUUCAGAAACACUAUGUAUGAUUCAUCCAUGGGUGGAUGCCUUCACUUAUUACACUCCCGUUGCCCAGUUGAUGUUGUCAGGUCAACAGCUACAGAUUUAGUGAAUGUCUUUCCCCAGUCAUUGCUUAGAACAAGAAGUCAAGAGCUCAAGGGUGCUCUCUGCUGUGCUUACUCUCGUGUUGUUAAAUAUUGCCCCCCUCAUAUAUGGAGACCCGAAUUUCUUAUUAAAUUGCUCUACUCAUCCAGUCCAAUUGUCCCAUUAAUAGAGUGUUUUGAGGUUGCUUUAUCCAGUCUCCAAUCUAAUAUUUCUGGAGGGGAAAUGGUGAAUGAUGGUGGUGUGUGUUUAUCAACCUCAAACUCUAGUGUGUCUGAGAACCCAAGAGUUGGAGAGAAAAGGCCUCAGGACAGCAUGGAGACCUCUAAGGCAAAACUUCAAAAGUUUGAAGGUGAAUUUGUGGGUUCUGGCAUGAAAUGUGAGGAUUUAAACAAGCUUAUAUAUGAAUCUCCUUUUAUGCGAGACAAAGAAUAUGCUAACUACAUGCAUAGCUCCUUGAAGAUGUUUGUUCAACUUUUGAAACCUCUUAGCGACAGAGACAACUCAUUGGGACCAGAAGUUGCACUGACAGCUCUUAGUACACUCUGCAUUGUUUUCUGUAAAUACCCAUGUAACAAUCUCUUGCUUCAGAUAUUUCAGCAUAUGUGUGAAUGGGUACCUUGGAUUGAUGAACAGGUUCAGCAAGGACUUCCACUACUCUUUGAUUUAUCAAUUUUUCUAGAUGCUGUUAACAACCUUUUGCUCUUAAAAGGCUCCAUUUCUGUGGAGGAGGAGUUUCUCAAUAGUAUAAGUGGUCUUCCAAAUAUGAUGCGACCAUUGCUAAGGCUGCCGUGGUCAAAUUCUAUAUCAAUUAAUUCCCAGCCACCAUGGAAGGCAAAAUGCCUCUCACUGCAGGUUCUUUCAAAGAUUGGACCCUGGUUGCAAAAUGGAAAUGAUCUUGAUAUUUUAGAUCUGGGUCUUCUUGAUGAAAUGGAGGAGGUUAGAAGAGAAGCUGUUUAUUCCAUGCCAAUAAUAGUCAUGUGGUGUGGUUAUGGUUUGCUAACACAUAUGUUCAAGAGACUGGAGAUUCUAGAGAAAGAGAUGGAUGGGCGAACUAAGAAGAUCAUCCCCCAUGCACUUGGUUAUUUAGCAUGCCUUUAUGGAUCUUACUGUACUGGUGCUGUUCUUUGUGAAGGUAAAUGCAAAUUAUACUUUCAGAAGGAUGUCGGAAAACAAGAUUUGACAGUGGAUGGUCUUUUGAGAGUUUGGUGUUCAAAAUGUGACACAGAUGUACCUGGUAAUGAAUUGAAUUCAAAAAUUUUACACCUGCCUAAUGUUCAAGAUAUAGGAUUUGCUGAAGACUAUGGUUAUAAUCAUUUGCAAUCCCUCUUCUUCAAAUUGCUUUAUGACGAAUCAUCAGAAGAUAUUCAAGUUUCUUGUGUAGAUGUAAUUCAGCGAAUUCUUCUCCAUGUAACAGAAAGUAUUCUUCUCACAACAAGAUGUGAAUGGUUGAAAUGUAUUGAUUACCUACUCCUUCAUAGGAUAAAGGCGGUGAGAGAAGCAUUCUGUGCAAAGGUUGGUUUCUUCCUUGAGGAACCUAUUCUGAAUUGUUUAUUCUUGGAUGGGGAACCAAACAAAACCAAAGAACAAAAGUUCAUGGAGAAAUUAAAAGAUGCUCUUUCAGCAACUGAUGAUCCCUUGGUGCAUGAAACUCUUCUAGAAGCUGCAGUGAAUGUUAUGAACACAGUUGAUGUACACAGCCAGUUCUUUUUCUUCUCUCUUAUUCUAUUAAUUGACCAGCUUGAUAACCCUCACUUGCAAGUGAGGAUAAUAGCAUCAAGGUUGAUAAGAGGCUCUUGCUACUUUCAUACUGAAGAUGGAUAUGAACUCCUUCCCAAAGUUCUUUGUAUCAGAAAUGAAUUGUAUGAUUAUCUUUCUUCAAGGCUUGCUAGCUCUCCAAAAAUUGUGGAAGAGUUUGCACUGGCAGUGCUUGACAUUGAAACUGAAAAACUUGUGAAAAAGAUGGUCCCUGUUGUUCUUCCAAAGCUCAUUGUCACACAAAAGGGUGGUGAUGAAGUAAUUACAAUCUUGCAUGAGUUGGCCAAGUGUUUAAACACGGAUAUGGUGCAAUUGAUUGUUAAUUGGCUGCCUAAAGUACUUGCUUAUGCUCUUCAUCGAGCUGAAAGACAGGAUUUACUAUCUGUUCUGCAGUUCUACCAUGAGAAGACAGGUUCUGACAACCAAGAGAUUUUUUCUGCUGCAUUGCCUGCUCUCUUGGAUGAACUUGUGUGUUUUACAGAUGAAGAUGUCAAAGAGAUAAACAAAAGGUUGAUGAGGGUGCCUCAGAUGAUAAAAGAAGUUGCAAGAAUUCUGACUGGAAAUGAAGAUCUUCCUGGAUUUUUGAGGAAUCAUUUUGUUGGUCUCCUUAAUAGCAUUGAUCGGAAAAUGCUUCAUACAAAGGACAUAUCACUUCAAAGACAAGCUGUUAAACGGAUUGAGAUGCUUAUUGAUCUGAUGGGUUCCCAUCUUAGCACUUAUGUUCCAAAACUUAUGGUUCUUCUCAUGCAUGCUAUAGAUAAGGAACCACUCCAGGGUGAUGGUCUUUCUGUUUUCCAUUAUUUUAUCAAGCAACUAGCUCUGGUAUCACCAUCUAGUACCAAACAUGUGAUUUCCCAAGUGUUUGCUGCUCUUGUUCCCUUCUUAGAGAGGGAGAAAGAAAAAUCCUCUUCACACUCGCCGAAAAUUGUGGAGAUUUUGGAAGAACUUGUGACCCAAAAUAGAGCAAUCCUAAAGGAACAUAUCCGUGAGUUCCCUCCAUUGCCUAAUAUUCCUGUUCUUUCUAAAGUGAAUAGUAUAAUACAAGAAGCACGUGGGCCAAUGAGCUUGAAGGAUCAAUUGCUAGACAUUGUUGAUGGGCUCAACCAUGAAAAUUUGAAUGUUAGGUAUAUGGUAGCAUCAGAAUUGAGCAAGUUGCUGAACCUUAGAAGGGAGGAUGUCAUGGCUUUAAUUACUAAGGAAGGGGAUCCAAGUAUGGAUGUUAUGAGCAGUUUGAUUACAUCCUUACUUAGAGGGUGUGCAGAAGAAUCAAGAACUAUGGUUGGGCAGCGGCUGAAGUUGAUUUGUGCCGAUUGUCUUGGAGCACUUGGAGCUGUGGAUCCUGCCAAAAUCAAGGGAUUUUCAAACACACGUUUCAAAAUUGCAUGUUCAGAUGAUGAUCUUAUUUUUGAAUUGAUCCACAAACAUCUAGCCAGGGCUUUCAGAGCAGCACCUGACACUAUUAUUCAAGAUUCAGCAGCUUUGGCUAUACAGGAACUUCUAAAGAUUGCAGGUUGUGAGGCAUCUCUUGAUGAAAAUGUUUCAGGUUCUUUAUCAAAGAGAAUAAGUAAACAACCUUUGAAGUCACUUGCAUCUACACCGAAAAGCUCUGGAAAUUGCAAUGAUUUGCAUGAAAGGGGUCAGAGAUUGUGGAACCGAUUCUCUGAUUAUGUUAAAGAAAUCAUAGCUCCUUGCUUGACCUCAAGAUUUCAACUUCCAAAUUCGUCAGAUUCAGCAUCUUCUGGUCCCAUUUACCGCCCUUCAAUGUCAUUCAGAAGAUGGAUAUUUUUUUGGAUAAAAAAAUUGACUGUGCAUGCAAUAGGUUCUCGGGCUAGUAUUUUCAAAGCCUGUCGUGGUAUAGUCCGUCAUGACGUGCAAAUAGCAAUGUAUCUUCUGCCAUAUUUAGUCUUGCAUGCUGUGUGUCAUGGAACUGAAGAGGCACGCCAUGGCAUAGCUGAAGAAAUUCUAUUUGUUCUUCGUGCAGCUGCAUCAGAGAGUAACAAUGCUACUGUCCACGGGAUUAGUUCUGGGCAUAAUGAAGUCUGUAUUCAAGCUGUUUUUACUCUUCUUGAUAAUCUGGGCCAAUGGGUGUAUGACGUAGAACAAGAUCUUGCUCUUUCACUGUCUGUUCAAACAUCCAAUUCUAGGCAACAAGCUUUAAAAUUGAAGGAGCAGAAUGAUUCAGAACAGAUGCUUAUGCAAUGUAAACAUGUUUCUGAGCUUUUGGCAGCAAUUCCUAAAGUUACUCUUGCUAGGGCAUCUUUUAGGUGUCAUGCUUAUGCCAGGUCUUUGUUAUACUUUGAAUCUUAUGUACGGGAGAAGUCAGGAUCUUUCAACCCAUCCUCUGAAAAGAGUGGCAUCUUUGAGGAUGAAGACAUUUCAUUCCUAAUGGAGAUAUAUAGUGGCUUGGAUGAACCAGAUGGCUUGUCUGGUUUUGCUUCUCUACGCAAGGCAAAGAGCUUGCAAGAUCAUUUUUUGAUAAAUAAAAAAGCUGGAAACUGGGCAGAAGUUCUAACUUCAUGUGAGCAAGCUCUGCAAAUGGAACCCACAUCUGUCCAGAGGCAUUCAGAUGUUCUUAACUGCCUGCUAAACAUGUACCAUUUGCAGGGCAUGGUUACUUACGUAACUGGAUUAAUGUCGAGGAUUCCUGAAUAUAGGAAAAUGUGGUGCAUGCAAGGUAUUCAGGCUGCAUGGAGACUUGGCAGAUGGGACUUGAUGGAUGAGUAUCUCAAUGGGGCUGAUAAAGAAGGUUUAAUUUGCAGCAAUGCUGAGAGUAAUGCUUCAUUUGACAUGGAUGUUGCAAUGAUUCUUCAAGCAAUGAUGAAGAAAGAUCAAUUCUCUGUUGAUGAGAAAAUUGCAUUGUCCAAGCAAUCUUUGAUUGGUCCUUUGGCUGCUGCUGGCAUGGAUUCUUAUGCACGGGCUUACCCAUUUGUUGUAAAGCUUCACAUGCUACGGGAGUUGGAGGAAUUCAACUUUCUUCUUGGAGGUGAAUCUUUUUUGGAAAAAUCAUUACAUCUUGAUGAACUACAGUUCCCAAAACUAACGGGAAACUGGGAAAACCGACUCAAACUCACUCAACCAUCUCUCUGGGCAAGGGAGCCACUUUUGGCUUUCCGGAGGCUUGUUUUUUGUGCUAGUGGUGUCAGGGAUUCAGUUGGGAAUUGUUGGAUACAAUAUGCAAAGCUUUGUCGCUCCGCUGGUCAUUAUGAGACUGCAAAUAGGGCAAUCUUAGAAGCCAGGGUUGUCUUAGAAGCCACAAUGGCACCUAAUGUCAAUGUGGAAAAGGCUAAGCUUCUCUGGAGCACUAGGCGAGCUGAUGGCGCCAUUGCAGAGCUCCAACAAUCACUUCUGAGUAUGCCUGUGGAGGUUGUUGGUUCUUCAGCAAUAUCAUCUAUCACAAGCCUUUCAUUGGUUCCACUGAACCCUCCACCUCUACUUUCUAAUACCCAGUUUUUAAAUGAGACUAGAGAUGUUGCCAAAACCCUCCUAUUAUAUUCAAGGUGGAUACAUUAUACUGGUCAAAAGAAGAAAGAAGAUAUGAUAAAUCUAUACUCUAGAGUGAAGGAACUGCAGCCCAAGUGGGAAAAUGGAUACUUUUAUAUGGCUAAAUAUUGCGAUGAACUGCUUGUUGAUGCAAGGAAGAGGCAGGAAGAUAAAACGGAACCGCUUUCCAGGGUGGUGCCAUCAAAUUUCAAUCCAGUUUCUUCUACCAGCUUGAAUGCUGAGAAACCAUGGUGGUCUGAUCUUCCCGAUGUACUAUUAUUUUAUGCUAAGGGCCUUCAUAGGGGCCACAAGAAUCUUUUUCAAGCGCUUCCAAGAUUAUUAACUCUUUGGUUUGACUUUGGGAGCGUUUGCCAUCCAAGUAAUGUAGCUUCUACCAGAGACAUGAAAACCAUCCAUGGGAAGGUCAUGAACAUUAUGCGGGGCUGCUUAAAGGAUUUGCCAACCUAUCAAUGGUUAACUGUUUUGCCACAACUCGUUUCUAGAAUUUGCCAUCAGAAUGAAGACACUGUUAGGCUGGUGAAACACAUAAUUACUUCUGUUCUACAGCAAUAUCCACAACAAGCUCUUUGGAUUAUGGCAGCUGUUACAAAAUCACAAGUUUCUUCAAGGAAGAAAGCUGCUGCAGAGAUUAUUCAAGCUGCCAGAAACAGAUCUACUGACAAAGAUGUGAACUCUUUGUUUACACAAUUUGCUACUCUGAUUGACCAUCUAAUCAAGUUGUGUAAUCAUAAUGGUCAACCAAGGGCAAGAACAAUAAAUAUCUCAACUGAAUUUAGUGCUUUGAAGAGGAUGAUGCCAGUGGAUAUCAUUAUGCCAACCCAACAAUCACUUACUGUUAACCUGCCCUCAUAUUAUAUAAAUCAAACUGAUUCUGUUGCAGCUGAUACAUUCUCUUUUACUGAUCUUCCUACUAUAUCUGGAAUUAGUGAUGAGGCUGAUAUUCUUUCUUCACUUCAGCGUCCAAAGAAAGUCAUUCUUUUGGGCAGUGAUGGAAGUGAACGUCCAUUCCUUUGCAAACCGAAGGAUGACUUGAGAAAAGAUGCACGCAUGAUGGAAUUCAAUGCAAUGGUCAAUCGACUAUUGUCUAAAUGCCCUGAGAGUCGGAGGAGGAAGCUUUACAUUCGCACAUUUGCAGUGAUUCCAUUAACAGAGGACUGUGGUAUGGUUGAAUGGGUGCCACAUACUCGUGGUCUUCGACAAAUUCUCCAAGACAUUUAUAUAAGCUGUGGCAAGUUUGAUAGACAGAAAACUAAUCCUCAUAUUAAGCGCAUUUAUGACCAAUGUCAAGGAAAAAUGCCAGCAGAGGAAAUGCUGGAGAACCGAAUCCUUCCAAUGUUCCCUCCUGUUUUCCAUAAAUGGUUUCUAAACACAUUUUCUGAACCAGCUGCUUGGUUUAGGGCUCGAGUUGCCUAUGCACAUACUACUGCUGUUUGGUCAAUGGUUGGGCACAUUGUGGGCCUUGGAGAUCGUCAUGGUGAAAACAUACUUUUCGAUUCUACCACAGGGGACUGUGUUCAUGUGGAUUUCAGUUGCUUAUUUGAUAAAGGAUUGCUAUUGGAGAAACCUGAGCUUGUUCCAUUCAGGCUUACACAGAACAUGGUUGAUGGUUUGGGAAUAACAGGAUAUGAGGGUAUCUUCCUGAAAGUUAGCGAGAUCACACUUUCAGUAUUGAGGAAUCACCGGGAGACACUAAUGAGUGUCCUAGAGACUUUCGUCCAUGAUCCUCUUGUGGAAUGGACUAAAUCUCACAAAUCCAGUGGGGUGGAGGUUCAAAACCCUCAUGCACAGAGGGCAAUCAGCCACAUUGAAGCACGCUUACAAGGAGUAGUAGUUGGUGUUGGAGCUGCACCUUCUUUGCCUCUAGCAGUAGAAGGACAAGCUCGGCGCUUGAUUGCUGAAGCAGUGUCGCACAAAAAUCUUGGCAAAAUGUACAUAUGGUGGAUGCCUUGGUUUUGAGGUUACUAGUAUUCAGAUUUCUCAAUGAUUGACAUCCAUCAGGCCUUAUUCUUGGUCUCCUUUCCAAAUUUUAUGCCACUUACAGAAAGCCCCAUCUGUGAGUAUGCACAGAGGCAUACAACUGAGUACUUAGGUAUAACCUGCAGUAGAGGUGUUUAAGAUGGUAAUUUCCAUCCUCUUGCUUCCUCUCUCCUGUGCAAAGUCGGUGAUUUAGGGCAGGGGUGUUUUUACAUGGUGCUUACCAGCAGAUUCAACAGAAUAGCCCACCCACCAUUGAGCUUGAGUUCUGAUCAACUUGUCUAGUUAGCAAUUGCCCUCGCUGCUCACUUGUUGGUAACCGGCAACCUGGAGAAAUUGGACAAGCUGGUAUAGUUGAUUUGUCAGCUUCUCUUUCAGCUUUAAUUUAAAAAAAAAAUAAAUUCAGUGAUGAUUUUUCAACUAAAGUUCUCUGAUUUGAUGUAAAUUGGCAGCAAGAAUUGGUGGUUGAAGACGGGAUUGGAUUAAGUGCACGCGUGGAGCAGUCUUCAAUUUUGUUUAACCAUGUCAGCCAUAGAUCCAGAAAAUACCCCAAUAGAAAGAAAUCUAGGAUGUACACAGACAGUUGAUGUUAUAUGUUUCAACUGCCAAUGGUGUUAUUGUGAGCAAAAUGAUGAAAAUCCAAUUCUAGAGGCUGGCUGGUUGGCUGGCUUCAUAUGAUAAUGAUAUAGCAUCAACCACUCUUUGAGAA
This is a messenger RNA of Ipomoea triloba (trilobed morning glory), 9017 nucleotides long. Its product is annotated as serine/threonine-protein kinase ATR. The transcript is spliced from 15 exons. NCBI's taxonomy places the organism in Eukaryota, Viridiplantae, Streptophyta, Magnoliopsida, Solanales, Convolvulaceae. Bases 134 to 8290 code for a protein of 2718 amino acids. Gene Ontology annotation, molecular function: protein binding; protein serine/threonine kinase activity. The record is from RefSeq and is a predicted model, not a curated record. Gene Ontology annotation, cellular component: nucleus. Gene Ontology annotation, biological process: telomere maintenance; DNA damage checkpoint signaling; protein phosphorylation.